GUAAUCGGACACAACCUGAGAGAGAGUGAGUAUGGUUCUGGUGGAAUCAGAUAGUUAUCUUGGAAACACAUGGUGUCUAGAUAGCUAUCGUCUCCCCCAACCACAAUGUGUUUAUGGUCCAGAUGCACUUACACUAUACAACACAGUAAAAUGCAAACAAAAACAAACAAUCGAUGCUAAACGGUGCUCAAGUGCUCCAUAAAGUCAUUUCAUCAAAAGUACAGAUGGAUAUCAAAUCUUGAGAUGAUCUAGAGAAUGUGGACAAGAAAAAGAUUACUACCUCGAUGGUUUGUUCCAUGAUAAGAUCCUCUUCAUGUGUUGCACGACGAAGCUCAAUAUAGGUUGUAUAGCAACUAGAUAAAGCCUAUGAAGCUGGUGUUUAGACACCAAAGCAUAAUUAUAAACUUUGAGGACAUCAGAUUUUUUUAUAAGGCAUCAAACUGAACGAACCUGAAUAUAUUAUAAACCUUAUGAAUUUCACCAAGUUUUCUUCUCAUUUUACUUUUUCUUAUUGUACUCUACUGUAUGCCUGAGAAGCAAAGCCAAUUAAGGCUUUAGGUUGCUGAACCAGAAAAUCAAUAGCAAUAGCCAAUGAGCUGCAUGCUUACUUGUUCUGCUGACCAGAGAUUUGGAGAAUCAAGUAUAGCCACCUUGGGAGAAGGUCAAGACCAACUUCUAGUAUGCAGCCUCUAGGAUGAAGUAAGAAAGAACAAGAUUAGAGAUCCUUCGAGGACUCUAGCAUGUUGUCCAUGCAACAGCUUGAAAGUGAAGUAGUAUUAUUCUGUCUGUCAAAAAGACAAACUUCUAAUUCAAACAAAUUAAUGCAAAAUGAGAAAUGAAAGAUCAUACAGAAGAUAUGGAAAAUAUAUAUUUUUUUAUUUGGUUAGAUUUUGAUUCACUACCCUUGGGCAUCUGGAAGCAGGUCAUGUAGCAACCAAUACAAAAUUUGCUAGAUACCAGAAGAUUAUAAGUGGAACCAACUCUCAGGUUACAGAACCAAAACACACACGCAGCCUCAUAAAACUUCUAUAACUAAAAAAUCUCCGUCGCCGGGACUCGAACCCGGGUCUCUCGGGUGAGAGCCGAGUAUCCUAACCAGCUAGACUACGACGGAUUUGUUAAUGGUCAUACAUGAAAUAUAAUACGUUAUUUAGUUUUAAUGAAUUUAAAGGAAGUUAUGGAUAAAAUUCGAUCGGCCGAGAAAAAGAUAUAGUUGUUUAUUAAUGUCAGUUUCAUUCCCCAUAUUCAGUAAUAAACUGAAUUUAAUAACUACAUUAAAAUCUGAUUGCUGCAAGCUGAAGUGAAGUUUGCUAGUUUUGGCCUUGAGUGACUAGUGGUGAUGUAAAAUAAAGAUUUAAGAUUUGUUAUCUAUCUAUCAAGUCUUUGGAUAUUGAAGAAUCAAUUAUAAAAGUCUUUCCUUGAUUUGCUUACACACACUUUUAGAUUAGUUUAGUUAUAGUCUCAACAUCAACAAGACAACAACCUUAGUUUGUAGGUUUGUACCCUAUUUUGUUUUUAUGUGUAAUACUUCCAUCCAGAUUCAACAUCGCAUAUACUGUAAUAAACAAUCACACAUUUACGUAGAUAAACAAAGUAGAAAACUAUAGGUUUUAAAAUUAAUUAUUUCUUACUCGGAAAAGAUUAGACAUCUAGCCACAAUCAUUAUGCAUUUAUUUACAAGUGAAAUUUUAUAAAGCUAAACCUUUAGAAACCUUUCCGCCAAAGACUCUCAUCACAUGCAGUUAAUAAGUAUAUGUAUAUAUAAAGAAACACAUACAAUAGAAAAGCUUACCUAGAGAUUAUAGUCAAAUCUCACAAUAUAAAAGGACAUCUUCGUGACCAGAACAAUCUCCCAAUCUAUAGGAACCCGUCUAGAUACACCCAUAACAAUCUCUCGAUCGGAGCUUCCACGAGCAAAAGUUUCUCAGCCAUGGCAGAUUCUACUUCCCUCAUUGUCAACAAACAAACCAAAGGAGGAUGGAACGCUGCCGUUUUCAUCAUGGUUGUGGAGAUGACAGAGAGAUUUGCGUUCUACGGUCUUGCAAGCAACUUGAUGACAUUUCUAACGAAUGAGCUAGGCCAGUCCACGGCCACGGCAGCCAAACACAUCAACACAUGGCUCGGCGUUUCUUACCUUUUCCCCAUUCUCGGGGCAUUUCUAGCUGACUCAAUCUUAGGCCGCUUUAAAACCGUUCUCUUGUCGUCCUUUGUUUAUCUCCUGGGAAUGGUAAUGUUACCAUUGUCGGUGACGGUGGUGGCAUCGAGGCUGAGAGAAAAAGCUUUCUUUACGGCGUUGUAUGUGAUGGCGGUUGGAGAAGGAGGGCAUAAGCCAUGCGUGAUGACCUUCGCGGCUGACCAGUUUGGAGAAGCUAGCGCAGAGGAGAAAGCAACAAAGACAUCAUUCUUCAAUUAUUGGUACUUGUCCAUCGUCCUUGGCUCUUCCAUAGCUGUUCUUGUCCUCAUAUUCAUUCAGGAACGAGUGAGUUGGUCAGCAGGAUUCAGCGUAAUAGCAGGAAGUGUAGGAAUAGCUGUACUCAUAUUUCUGAUUGGUAUUCCGAGAUACCGGAAACAAGUUCCGGUGGGAAGCCCUCUCACGAGAGUUGCUCAAGUCAUCGUCGCUGCCUCUAGAAAAUGGCGAGUAAGCACCACGAGCCACCACCAUGGCAUAUGCUACGAGGAAGGCACGGAGGAGGACAAGUCGUUGGAGUCAACAACUAAUGCUCAUCUUCUUGCCAAAACCAAUCAAUUCAGAUUCCUGGAUAAAGCUACAAUCAUCGAUGAAGUUGAUAAUACGUCAAACAAAAGUAGAAACCCAUGGAGAUUAUGUCCUGUGAACCAAGUGGAAGAAGUAAAGCUAAUAUUGAGGCUCGUGCCGAUUUGGAUAAGCUUGAUAAUGUUUUGUGCUACACUUACUCAGCUCAACACAUUCUUUUUAAAGCAAGGAAGUAUGAUGAAUAGAACCAUUGGUGAUCACUUCACCAUACCUCCUGCUGCUUUCCAAAGCAUUGUUGGUGUCACCAUCCUCAUAGUGGUUCCUCUUUACGAUCGUGUGUUUGUUCCUAAUGUAAGAAAGAUCACGAAUCACCAUUCUGGAAUCACAUCUCUUCAGAGAAUCGGCGUUGGCUUAUUUAUUGCUACUUUCAACAUGAUGGUGUGUGGGUUUGUGGAGGGAAAGAGACUUACAAUUGCGAGAGAUCAUGGACUAAUUGACUCUCCAAAACAAGUUGUUCCAAUGAGUAGCUUGUGGUUACUUCCACAAUACAUACUAGUGGGUAUUGGAGAUGUAUUCACUAUUGUUGGUAUGCAAGAGCUUUUCUAUGAUCAAAUGCCUGAAACUAUGAGAAGUAUCGGUGCAGCCAUCUUCAUGAGCGUUGUUGGAGUUGGGAGUUUUGUUAGUACUGGAAUCAUAUCUGCCGUUCAGACUAUCAGCAAAAGCCAUGGUGAAGAAUGGCUAGUCAACAACCUUAACAGAGCACAUCUUGAUUAUUUCUAUUGGGUAAUCGCGUCGCUUAACGCUGUGAGUCUCUGCUUUUACUUGUUUAUAGCUAACCGAUUUGUCUACAAGAAAGUUCAAGACAAAGAUGAUGAUGAUGUUGAAGGAGAAAGAGAAGAGUGAUCAAAAAUUGUUUUCAAAUGAGUAGUAACUUCUUAAUAUCCUAUGGACAGUUGUAUACCGGCUUUAUGGUUUAUAUCCAAACUCAAAUGAUUGCUGUGAUUGUUCUUGUUGAAAGACAAAAUGCUUUAAUUUUUUUUUUUAUAAUA
Molecule: messenger RNA, 3762 nt
Organism: Brassica rapa (field mustard)
Lineage: Eukaryota; Viridiplantae; Streptophyta; Magnoliopsida; Brassicales; Brassicaceae
Product: protein NRT1/ PTR FAMILY 5.4
Biological process (GO): dipeptide transport; transmembrane transport
Cellular component (GO): membrane
Molecular function (GO): tripeptide transmembrane transporter activity; dipeptide transmembrane transporter activity
Source: RefSeq, a predicted model, not a curated record